This is a messenger RNA of Gadus macrocephalus (Pacific cod), 3493 nucleotides long. Its product is annotated as TOG array regulator of axonemal microtubules protein 1-like. The transcript has 18 exons. The record is from RefSeq and is a predicted model, not a curated record. Gene Ontology annotation, molecular function: microtubule binding. Gene Ontology annotation, cellular component: cilium; cytoplasmic microtubule. Lineage: Eukaryota; Metazoa; Chordata; Actinopteri; Gadiformes; Gadidae. The coding region runs from base 471 to 3152 and encodes 893 amino acids. Gene Ontology annotation, biological process: microtubule cytoskeleton organization.
GUUAUUCCCAGCAGUAAGAACCAGGAGCACGGCGCCAACAACAACACUGGCGUCCACGACCCGCUGCCCCAGCACAUCAUCCCGGUCGGACUGAUCCCCAUUCAGAGUGGAGGAGAAAGGCCAAACAACCGAAUCGCAAAACUACUGCCCUCUACUGGUGCAGAUGAAGCUUCGACAUUGGCCUGCCGUCAGAUUUAAUUUUUAGAUGCUGCCCAUGUGGCAGUUGGUUAAUUUUACUAAACACUCUAAAUCUCGACCCUCCAUAACUCUACUUGCUUAUACGAUAAUAUGAUAAAAAUAGAAACGUGCUUAUCUCCCCGCUAUUUGUUUACGUUGACGUUGAUACUUUGAUUUGAUUGGUGUGAAGCCAAGGGCCCGAUGCAGAGGUGGCUUCCCUUGGAACCCUGCUGACUAAUCACAGGAGGGCAGUGUCAUGACGAGACUCAUAGAGAGAUCAUCGAACAGCGACGAUGCACAGGAAGACAUUGUUUUCUUUGCCGACUCAAUUGACCCCUGCUUCCAACAUGAUGGCCGACAGGGAGUUCUUCACCGAGGUGACCAGGCUCGUCCCCGCCCCCCCUACUGAGGCCAAGCCACCGGGCCUUAACCCCCGCUACCCUCGUGGGUCUAGGCUGCCCCGGUUGGCUGCCCCAGCUGGUGGCAGCAACGAGAGGCUCGUCCUCCGCCCCCCUACUGAGGCCAAGCCGCCGGGCCAUAGCCCCCGCUACCCUCGUGGGUCUAGGCUGCCCCGGUUGGCUGUGGCUGACGGCCAGGAAGCCUGGAUCACGGCGGCCCACCCCGACACCGUGUCCCCCCGUGCACUGGCUCUGGGUGCCGCCUCGAGCCAGGAGACUUCCCCGGGCCAAAGCCCCCCAGAAGUGGCUGACCCUGACCACCAUCGUGGGGUUAGGCUGCCCCGGUUGGCUGCCCCAGCCGCUGAUGCCAAUGACAGGAUCGUCCUCCGCCCCCCUACUGAGGCCAAGCCACCGGGCCAUAACCCCCGCUACCCUCGUGGGUCUAGGCUGCCCCGGUUGGCUGUGGCUGAGGAGGCUGACGGCCAGGAAGCCUGGAUCACGGCGGCCCACUCCGACACCGUGUCCCCCCGUGCACUGGCUCUGGGUGCCGCCUCGAGCCAGGACACUUCCCCGGGCCAAAGCCCCCCAGUGGAUCCAACUGGUCCUCUGCGGGCCGCCCCGCUGAGCUCCUCCCCCUCGUCCUGGAACGCCGCUGCCCCCUCCCGCCGUCGGGCGCUCGGAGGCGCCGAGGCGGACCUCCCUGGGACGGAGCGCUCCCAGUCCGGUCGCGGCCAGAGGUCCCAGGCCCCGGGCAGCCCGCCGGCCUCUGACGUUCCUGAAGGCGUGGUGGGCAGAGGUAAGUACUCGUUCAGCCCGUUUCCCCCUGUGCAGGAGCCUCUGAGGAACGGCAGGAUCCAGCGGGAGAAGCUCCGGGGCCAGCCCCCCCACCAGGCAGGGGAAGAGGCCGGGCCCUCUGGGAAGCGGCAGAAAAACGGGGGCCGCUGUUUCCCCAACCAGAGCCUGACCGCUGAGCCCAAGCUGGAGGAGAAGCUGUUGGAUAGCAGAGAUGAGCCGGCCCAGGGCUCCCUCAGCGGCCCCCAGCGAGACCCAGCAGAGCCCCCAAGGCCCCGCCCCUUUGCCAAACCUGAGCUGGCCAUGACACAGAGCCUCACUCUCAUCAGUUCAGAGAACUGGGAGGAGAAGAUGGAAGGGCUCAUGGUGCUGCGCAGUCUGGCCCAGAACCACGGGGACACGCUGCGCCCCAGGCUCCGCGACGUCUGCCUCGCCCUCGUGCAAGAGGUGAAGAACCUGCGUUCGGGCGUGUCCCGCGUAGCCGUGUGCACGUUGGGCGUCCUGUACUGCCACCUGCAGCGGGACAUGGACAAGGAGGUGGACACCACGGCCAGGGCGCUGCUGCACAAGGUGGCCGAGAGCAACGCCUUCAUGCGGCAGGAAGUGGACGCGGCGCUGGGCCACAUGGUGCGGCACUGCACGCCGGCACGCUGCAUCAACGCCUUCCUGGACGGGGGUUUGAGCCACCUGAGCGCGGUGGUGAGGAAGUGCGCCGCCCAGCACCUGGCCGAUCUGCUGGAGAGGUUGGGCGUGGCCCGCCUGCUGUCCGGAGGGAAGGACGUGACGGACAGAAUCCUCCCGGCCGUGGUCAAGCUGGCCCUGGACUCCUCCCAGGAACCCAGGUCCUUUGGCCGCCGGAUGUUGCUGUUCCUGUCCUCCCACCAGGACUUUGAUAGCAUGCUGGAGAAGAACAUCCCCACCAAGGACCUUUCCGCCGCCCGCAAGACGGUCAGCGGACUCGAGGCAAAGGGUCUGGGUGAGACGCCCCAGACCCCACCCUCGCUUCCCGGCAGUGGCACCGUCAGGGCCUCGACGCUCAAAAGGAAGCUCCCGAAACCGACCAACAGGGAGCCCAACAGCAAGUACAGCUCCAAACCUCAGGGUCACAUAAUCGAAGACAAGGCUGAGUACAUCAGGCAGCUCACCGCUCUGCUGGAGUCCAAGGAGUUCAGGGAGCGCAUCAAAGGCAUCGACCAGCUGGUGGCCGACUGCCAGGACAACCCCAGCAUGGUUAUCCGCAGCCUGUUCCCGGUGUUUGACGCCUUCAGAGACCGCCUGCAGGAGUCCAACCGUAAGGUGAACCUGUACGCCUUGGAGGCCCUGCAGGAGAUGGUGCGCCUGCUGAAGGACGACCUGUCCGGGGUUCUCAACCACCUGGUGCCCGCCAUCGUGGACAACCACCUGAACUCCAAGAACUGCGCCGUGUACUCGGCCGCCACAGGGGCCCUCUGCGAGCUGGUGCUGAACCUCGACAGCAGCCUCCUCCUGGAGCCGUUCUGCUUCAAGGCACGGGCUCUUAGCGGCCAAGCAAAGGUGGAACUGAUCGGGAAGGUUGCAGAGCUGGUGACGGAGCUGUACCCCCGCCGGCCCCAGCUGGUGGAGCAGAAGGCGCUGCCCCUGCUGUGGUGCCUGCUGGGCCCGUCCAGCGGCAGCGUGCACCGGGCGACCACCAGCCUGUGCCGAGCCCUCCACCAUCAGAUGGGGCCCGGCCUGCGGCAGAGCGCCGUCUCCCAGCCCCCGAGCGUCGGCAGGGACCUCAACCAGCUGCUGAGAACCAUGUCCUGAAUAAAAAAUGACGUAAGGACGGGAACAAGAAGACUCACUGCUCUCUUUGCACUUUUACAGCCUGGAGGAACACACGACUCAAUCAUCAUGCAGAACAGCUCUGUUGGUCUGCGUCUCCAAGAAGGCGCUGUGGAAGAUGGCUGGCUCCUUGGUGAUCAAGGUUACCAGCUGAAGCCAUGGAUAAUGACCCGCUUAACCAACCCGAGGACCCUGCAGGAACAGGCGUAUAACCAUGCCCAUGUGCGUACGAGGAGCACCGUUGAGCUUAAGGGUGCACUCACACUAGGCCAUCUGGCCGUGGCCGUGGCCGUUUUCACACCGGAUCACUUGCGUCCCGAACC